Molecule: messenger RNA, 1509 nt
Organism: Centruroides sculpturatus (bark scorpion)
Lineage: Eukaryota; Metazoa; Arthropoda; Arachnida; Scorpiones; Buthidae
Product: NGFI-A-binding protein homolog
Exons: 3
Coding region: 4-492 (162 amino acids)
Biological process (GO): regulation of DNA-templated transcription
Cellular component (GO): nucleus
Molecular function (GO): transcription factor binding; transcription coregulator activity
Source: RefSeq, a predicted model, not a curated record
GCCAUGACAUCUCAGCCUACCAACGAAUCCGAGUUGCAACUUUAUAGAGUACUUCAGAGAGCGAAUCUUCUUUCCUAUUAUGAUACUUUUAUCUGUCAAGGUGGUGACGAUGUUCAGCAACUUUGUGAAGCUGGGGAAGAGGAAUUUCUGGAAAUCAUGGCACUUGUCGGAAUGGCCAGUAAACCUCUGCACGUUCGUCGGUUGCAGAAAGCCUUACAAGAAUGGGUCAAUAACCCAGCAAUGUUUCAAACGCCGCUGGUCCCAGCCGUACCUCCAACACAUCCGAACUAUCCCGUUAACCAUAUGUCCAGCAGGCCCAGUUCGGUGACCCAAUCUCCUUUAUCCAUGAGGCCAAGUCCACCCAUGCCUAUGGUAUCCAACAAUAGCCAAUCAUCUCCAUCGCCCGGUUCUAAAGAUGUGCCAUCCCCAUCUCAAAUUCAUCAACAACGCGAACACCAACUUCCCCACUUACAACAGGUGAGUAGUUUUUGACAAUGAUGACGUUUCGGUAUUGUCGAUUUUUUAAAAACCUUCUAGGAAAAUGUUAAUUAGGAAGAAAGGUAUUUUACAACAUCGAACAUCAAUCUUAGCUACUCUGUUAUUAAUUGCCUCUUAACUCAGACACCUUACAGUAACAAAUUGUCUCUGAUAGACAGAGUAGCUGUUUCAUUUUCUUUCAUUCAGCUGUACUGAAUCGAUUCUAUGCCAAUGUGUUUUGUUAAAUGGUUUUGAGUAGAAACAAGCUGUUAGAAAGCAUCUAAUAUAUAUAUAUAUUAGAAUUAGAUAAUAAAAAUGAUCUUUGUAUAGGGUAGUUUGAUAGUUUUUUGUUAUAGAGAAAGUCAUUAAAAAUAGUUAGUUGUCCGAAUCCUUGACAUCUCUUCCUGUCAGCACUCAGCACGCGACUGAGAUUCUCGCUUGAGCAAUAGAACGCGUCGACCCGUGGUCAAGUAGCUGAUGGUUGAAGUCCAAUGUAGGCCUAUCAGACAGCAGGCAGACAGCUCAAAAAAAGUAAAUAAACAAACAAAAAUAUUCUAGACAAUAGCGUUGUAUGAGUUGCGAUAUGUGAAAGCUAUUAAAUUGACAAAACAAGUGACGAGCAGACAAUGAGCACGUUACAUUUUGGAUAUUCAUCUGUUGUACGGAUGGAUUAGUUCGUUAGUUUAUCACUUCACGAAUAUGGGGUCGACAGAUAUAGAGUGAAUGCGGGUCUAUAGAUAGAGACAAAAAUAUUUAAAUAAGAGCAUAGCGUAUAAAAGGCUACAUUCAGGUAUUAAUUUGACUGCAAUAUGAUAAACGAAUGCGCUGAAUUUCAAAAUAGAUGACGAUCGAGUAAAAGGAUACGAGCCAAAAACCUAAACACUUUCUUAGAUUAGAUUAUCUGAUCUUCAUUGUCUCUGUGAAGCUAUGUGUAGCUAUGAUUGGAUUUUUGUGAUGGUAAGGACUCGAAAGGAUCCUUUGCGUGAUCUUCUUUGUAACGUGAAAUGAGAGGUGUGAGUUAUUCAAUGCAAU